Messenger RNA from Epinephelus fuscoguttatus (brown-marbled grouper), 1659 nucleotides. RefSeq names its product Yip1 interacting factor homolog A (S. cerevisiae) (gene yif1a). Lineage: Eukaryota; Metazoa; Chordata; Actinopteri; Perciformes; Serranidae. The transcript has 9 exons. Gene Ontology annotation, biological process: endoplasmic reticulum to Golgi vesicle-mediated transport. The record is from RefSeq and is a predicted model, not a curated record. Gene Ontology annotation, cellular component: Golgi membrane; endoplasmic reticulum membrane; COPII-coated ER to Golgi transport vesicle. The coding region runs from base 148 to 1074 and encodes 308 amino acids.
ACUUUGUCGGUUACACCGUUUUCUGCCACGCAGGCACACUGGAGUCAGCCAACCGCAGUGGAUGGGUGGGAUCACCCCUGAACAGUCUGGUAGCCACGUAGCUAGCUAACAACGUUAGCUGUGUUGCUAACGUCAGCGAACGUCACAAUGGACUUGCCACACCAAGGAUACCGAGCAACUAAACCGAGAGCUCGUGCAGCUCCCCCCACUGCAGAUUCUGUCCUGUUUGACGACACCAGCUCUGCAGCUCCAGCAAUGAACAAUCAAGGAUACUACACUCCUGGGUACAAUAUGGCAGGACCCUCACAUGACAUGCACGCAGGUGCUGGGUCGAACAACCUGUUUGCUGACCCAAUGGCCAACGCUGCAAUGAUGUACGGCUCCUCAUUAGCUAACCAAGGAAAGGAUAUGGUUAACAAAGAGAUCAGUAGAUUCAUGUCCGUGAACAAGCUGAAAUACUUCUUUGCCGUCGACACCAGAUAUGUAUUGAAGAAACUUAUGAUCCUCAUGUUCCCGUACACACAUCAGGACUGGGAAGUUCGUUACCAUCGGGACACUCCACUGACUCCAAGACAGGAUGUGAAUGCACCAGAUCUUUACAUACCAACAAUGGCUUUCAUAACCUACAUUUUACUCGCUGGAAUGGCCCUCGGCAUUCAGAAACGGUUCAGUCCAGAGGUUCUUGGACUGUGUGCCAGCACCGCCCUCGUAUGGAUCAUCAUUGAGGUCUUGGUGAUGCUGUUGAGCUUGUACCUGCUGACAGUACAUAGCGACCUCUCAACCUUUGAUCUCAUCGCCUACAGUGGAUACAAAUAUGUUGGGAUGAUCUUCACAGUGUUGUGUGGCUUACUGUUUGGCAGUGAUGGUUAUUAUGUGGCCCUCGCCUGGUCCUCCUGUGCCCUUAUGUUUUUCAUUGUUCGAUCUCUGAAAAUGAAGAUCCUUCCCUCUCUCUCCUCGGACACCAUGGGAACUGGAUCAAGUGCCAAACCUCAAUUCCGCCUUUAUAUCACUGUGGCUACUGCAGUGUUCCAGCCAAUCAUUAUAUACUGGUUAACCUCUCACCUGGUCAGGUGACCAGGAGGCAUUAAAUAACCUGAAGUCCAAGUGUGUUGGACCUAAAACGUGGUUGUUGAGUGUUUGUACACCUGCCUUUUUACGCUCUUUUGUCAGUAAACUCAAAACAUAUGUAGACGGUGUUGAGCUGCAGCGUGUGUCGAGCUUGUCAGACGGACAUGUUUGUAAUGAAAUGGUUUUGUUGAUUUCACCACAGAGUGUGACGCAGAAAGUGUCUCACUGGAAGUUGUUUUCCAACAUGGGUGUACAGUAACUCUGACAAAUGUUUAUUUUUGGCCACUUAACUUUGAAGAAAAAGGGCUUUCAUUGUGAGGUUUGUUUUAUUAUAACUCAGUUAAAGUUUUCUUAUAUACAGUGUCCCUUCACAUGAUUUACAGUAUUUGCGCUCCACAGUACACACACCACACACAUCAAACGCAUAUUACACACAUGAUGGAAGUACCAUUUUUCUGGUAUGGUAUUGUUGCUGCAUUAUCCCCUUUUUUUCUUGUGAGUCCUGGAUUUUAUUUAUCUAAAAUUGACAGCAUGACAAUGUUUGAAUUUUUUGUAGAAAAAAAAUAAAUAUAUUUAGCUUUGUGUAUUCAA